This is a messenger RNA of Cordyceps fumosorosea ARSEF 2679, 2427 nucleotides long. RefSeq lists its product as hypothetical. NCBI's taxonomy places the organism in Eukaryota, Fungi, Ascomycota, Sordariomycetes, Hypocreales, Cordycipitaceae. The transcript has a single exon. The coding region runs from base 1 to 2427 and encodes 808 amino acids. The record is from RefSeq and is a predicted model, not a curated record.
AUGGCUUUGCAGAGCGUCUUGGCUCCUGGUCUCCCUGAGACCGAGUCGCACGUUUUGCAACAGUACCAGAAAAUCAUCCGCUUCCGUGAUGAGAUUCUUGCUGGCAAGCAUGCCACCAUCAAGGUUCCUGACUCCUUGAGAGAAGCUGCGCUAUCGCUAUCUACCGAUGAUGUUCAUGAAUGCACUCCAGAGAACCGACCCCGAGAAGAUAACACGGCAUUUGCCUCCAAGCACGCUGUAGGAUCGUUCCUUGCCACACCAAACGUGGCACCGCCUCCCGAACCCCAUCCGGUACACUUAUCAAAACCCGAUGAGCUGUUGUGCGCCGAACUGCAGCGACAAAGAAAGAGAAUAGAACAGGAGUUAUGGGAGGAUGUGCAACGGAAUUCCAGCCAACAGAAUGGCUCUGGGACGCUACCAGAGUUCGACGCAUCAGCUGUCCUCGCCAAGGCGUUACUCCUUGUGCCAGAAGUGAACUUCUGCGCCCAGACACAGGAAGGUGCUAGCAGUGGCAAUGGACCAGACCAAGACUCGUUUGAUGAUAAUACGUUCUACUCGUCGCAGCACGAUACACCCGAAUUCCAACCGGCAUCGCCGGUCCCCGUCAGCUCCGCAGUCCCUGCAGCCAGUACCGCUCCUGCACAGCCGCCCCCGGCGAAUUCAAUUACAGCAAACGCAGUACAGGAUACGACCCGAGAUGAGCGACGUACUAGUAGUGUGACAAAGGCGCGCCAGCUCCGCACAUACGACGAGCUCACCGAAACCCCUGCUGUGCGAAAGCAACCGAGCAGUUUGCCAGGUUUGAACAACUACGCUGACAACUCGGCUACUGGCUUGAGCCAGCCUAAUGCUGCUGCAUCAUCCGCGACUGCAUCUGUUGGUAAACAGACUAUUCCAAUUCAGCCAUCCUCGUAUAUCGACCUGCACCCCCCAUCGCCUCUACUCCAGAACAGAACGCGGGCGCUGCCUGGCUAUUUGGCUACUGGCUACCCAGCCCAGCCACCGCAACCAAGCGAGAUCCCGGGAUUCUAUGGUGGUGCCGAGAACUCUAUUAACAGUGCCAGAGCACCUGCUCAAGUGGCGGCACUCCGAAGCGAGCCAGGUUCAAGGACGAGCCCAGAGAGCUCGUCUCAAGGUGGUCAGGGUAAACGCAAAAACAAAAAGAAGAAGCGAAAGUCCGACAGGCUGGCACUGGAAAGCCAACAGUCUUUCGCAAGCAGCACGCAUCAGAUCAAAGCUGAGCCGCGAUCCCCUUCACCCCUUCCCGGGCCAUCAUAUAUUCGGCCCAGCAAGCGUCGGCGGCAGCUCAAGCAGCAGAACCAGAACUCAUCUCAUGAUGAGAUGUUAUAUGAUCCCGCCAUGUCAUACGAUCCCGCCAUGCCCAGCGGACCCAGCAACCCCAAUGAGGCACCCCAAACAUUUCAAAACCGCCAAGAGCAGGUGCCGGUCGGUUACGAUGGAAGUGGAGUGUACUUCGCAGCUGCAUCGACCAUAUCCAAUGACGCGAGAGUCUCGAGAGAUCGUGCAGCUGAGCGCGUAGUCACUGACGAUGGUUACAGAAGAGAGCAUAUGCCACAGCUCGCUCUGGCUCCCGAAUAUCCAUCUCGUGGGUCCCACAUGGGAAGAAACAUUCGCGGUGAUGUUGUUUCAGACGUCAUGCUGCCCUAUCGAAAUUCACCUCAGGCCACUCGUUACAGUGUACACCCUGAAGGCGACGUCUUUCACGAGGCGACAAGUCAACAUCAUCCGGGUAGAAUACUGUAUGAUGCUUAUGGCCGCGAGUAUUUUGAGCCUCCGAGACAGAUUAUUCGCCAAUCCAUGGCGCCGUCGCCGCUACCAGGUGACCCUGAUCGACUUUUUGAUCGACCACCGGUGCCGCCUCUUGCUCGAUACCAGGGACCAGGUGCUCUCGAGGAACGAGGAUAUAUGUUUGCUCAGGCCGCAUCCCCAUACGUUGCACCCCGGCGCAUUCUGACGCAACCCGAAUACGUCACCUUUGAGAACAGAGAUGUCCGCUACCGAGAGUACUCAACACGACCACUGGCUGCUACAAGAGAGUCUGUUCCUCCUCGACCACAGGAGCAGAGAAUAUAUGCAGAAGGAGGGCGGGAAUAUAUUAACAGGGCAUCGAGCAUCCACCCUACAGAACAGACUCGGGUCACCAGUGGCCCGGGACCUCAUGACCCGGUGGCGAAUGUGCGGCCGGAGGCAUCAGGAGUGAUAUAUGGCGCCGAGCGCCGCGGACCAGCGCGCGUGUUCACGACUUACAGUUACGGGCCGUGGGGCGAUAAUCAAGGCAUGAUGGAUCGACCGGGCGGCGUUGUUAAUAUGUACACCGACGCAUCAAACGAGGCAGCGAGCUCUCGUACUGCGAUGGCUCAAGAUGCUAGAUACGGGCGCGGAACCAUGCAGGAUGGGUUCCGGUAA